Messenger RNA from Colius striatus (speckled mousebird), 7005 nucleotides. It is a transcript of the gene HHIPL1, whose product is annotated as HHIP like 1. NCBI's taxonomy places the organism in Eukaryota, Metazoa, Chordata, Aves, Coliiformes, Coliidae. The transcript is spliced from 9 exons. The record is from RefSeq and is a predicted model, not a curated record. Bases 1 to 2400 code for a protein of 799 amino acids. Gene Ontology annotation, cellular component: membrane.
AUGGCUGGAGCCGGCGGGGCGCGGGCGGCGCUGGCGCUGUUGCUGCUGGCGGCCCUGGCCCCGGCGCCGGCGCGGCCGCACCCGCAGUGCCUGGACUUCAAGCCGCCGUUCCAGCCGCCGCGGGGCCUGGCUUUCUGCCGCCGCUACUCAGACUUCGGCUGCUGCGAGCCGCGCCGCGACCGCGCCCUGCUCCAGCGCUUCUACCGCCUCAGCGCCCGCCUCGACGGGCCCAGCUACGCCGCCUGCGCCGGGCACCUGCAGGACCUGCUCUGCCAGGAAUGCUCUCCGUAUGCAGCUCACUUGUACGACGCCGAGGAUCCCUCCACCCCGGUGCGGACGAUCCCAGGGCUGUGCCGAGACUAUUGCCGGCAAGUGUGGCAACAAUGCCGCUCCAUUUUCCGCUUGCUGUCUGCGGACCCGCAGUUAACCGCGCUGGAGAGCAACGUGGCCGAAUUCUGCCGCUACCUGUCCUUGGAGGACGCAGACUACUGCUUCCCACACCUGCUGAGUAACCAGAACCUGAACCAGAACCUGGGGCUGGUGACGGCCGACGCGGAGGGCUGUCUGCAGCUCUGCCUCGUGGAGGUGGCCAACGGGCUGCGCAAUCCCGUGGCCAUGGUGCACGCCAACGACGGCACCCACAGGUUCUUCAUUGCCGAGCAGCUUGGCCUGGUGUGGACCUACCUCCCCGAUCGAUCCAGGCUCCAAAAGCCAUUUCUGAACAUCAGCCAGGCCGUGCUCACCUCGCCUUGGGAAGGAGACGAGAGGGGCUUUCUAGGUAUUGUCUUCCAUCCUAAAUUCAAAUUUAACGGUAAAGUCUAUGUCUACUAUUCGGUUGAAGUGCGUUACGAAGAGAGAAUCCGAAUCAGUGAGUUCAGAAUCUCUGCUGCUGACAUGAAUGCUUUGGACCAUGGUUCUGAAAGGAUAAUCCUGGAAAUAGAAGAACCCGCCUCCAACCAUAAUGGAGGAGAGCUGCUCUUUGGAGAUGAUGGGUAUCUCUAUAUAUUUACUGGAGAUGGAGGCAUGGCUGGGGAUCCCUUUGGAACCUUUGGAAACGCCCAGAACAAAUCAACUCUCCUGGGCAAAGUGCUGCGAAUCGACGUGAACAGCAACGACCGCGGGCCGCUGUACCGCAUCCCUCCCGACAACCCUUUUGUGCAGGACCCCAAGGCUCGCCCUGAAGUCUACGCCUACGGAGUGAGGAACAUGUGGCGCUGCUCUUUCGACAGGGGCGACCCUCGCACCAAGGCGGGGAAAGGACGGCUCUUCUGCGGAGACGUGGGGCAGAACAAGUACGAGGAGGUCGACAUCGUCGAGAAGGGGAAGAAUUACGGCUGGAGGGCGAGGGAAGGGUUCAGCUGCUACGAUAAAAAGCUCUGUGCCAAUGCCUCAAUGGACGACGUGCUUCCCAUUUACGCCUACCCGCACCAGAUGGGGAAGUCUGUGACGGGAGGUUACGUCUAUCGGGGCUGCGAGUUUCCCAACCUCAAUGGCCUCUACAUAUUUGGUGAUUUUAUGAGUGGACGCCUGAUGUCUUUGAAGGAGGAUCCUGCUACUGGAGAGUGGCAGUACAGUGAAAUCUGCAUGGGGACAGGACAAACGUGCAUGUUCCCUGGCCUUAUCAAUAACUAUUACCAAUACAUCAUCUCCUUUGCUGAAGAUGAAGCAGGGGAGCUAUACUUCAUGUCUACCGGCGUACCAAGCGCCACAGCUCCCAGCGGAGUGGUGUACAAAGUGGUGGACACCUCCAGGAGAGCCCCACCAGGAAAGUGCCGAGUUGUGCCGUCCCCAGUGAAAGUCAAAAGCAAGCGCGUCCAGUUUGUGCCAAAGGAGAAGCUUAUUAUGAAAACGCCGACACCACGUCCCACGGCCGAGGCCCCACGGGGAAGGAGGCCAGACCCCAACCUGCCCCCCACGCCGACUGUGGCCUGGGUGGGCCGAGUCCCGCCGGCGCCGGGGAACCGCAGCAGGACGCCGGCCAGGCCCGGGAAGGGAGGGGAGAGGAGGGGGCAGCGCAGGAAGAAGAAGCCCCCCAUCACUGCCCCGCCGCCGCGGAACGGGGCCGUGCGGCUGGCGGGGCCCCGGGGCCGCGGCCGGAGCCAGGGCCGCGUGGAGGUUUACAUCGACGGCGAGUGGGGCACCGUGUGCGACGACGGCUGGAGCUCGGGCGCUGCCGCCGUCGUGUGCCGCCAGCUGGGCUUCCCCCACGCGCUGCGGGCCAGCAAGAGGGCGGAAUUUGGGCAAGGGUCCGAACUUCGCGUUCUCCUGGAUGACGUGCAGUGCUCCGGGCAGGAGGAGACGCUGCUGGAGUGUUCCCACGCUGACGUGGGCACACACAACUGCUCACACGAGGAGGACGCUGGCGUGGUGUGCAGCCGGGAGGAGCCGCCGGACUGGUGACCGACGGAGGAGCAGGGGCAGGCAGCCCAGGGACUCGGGGUGCAUCCCUCUCCCGCCCAGCCCUCUAAGCCAGUGUCAGCACUGAGGCAGGUGUGCUCUGCCUAAAGUGUAAUCUCGCCCUUUUCUUUGCAUUCACCCCCCUGCAUCCACCUUGGACGGAUAGAAGUACAGUGAAGUGACUUGAGUAUGUCGUGGGCAGAGACUGUGUUUAUAUGGCUUUUUUUAAAGAAAACCUUAAACGUCAGCCAUUAUAGAAUAGAAAAGAAAUGCAUCCUGUUGCCUCUUCUCCUGUUGAAAUACAGCAUUCCCCAGCCGUGCUUCACAGUGCCUUGCCAAGAAAUAAAUUCCCAAAUGAGCGUGGUUAGCUCUAAGGGAAGUGUUUGCAUUGUUUGCCUUGCUUCGAGACCUGCAGCUCUGAGGCAGCUUUCUGCAGUUUGUAAAUCUGGGCCUUUCUUUGCACAAUGCCAAGGUGGAGUUUUGCUUUUUUCUUGACUUAUAUCCACUGUUUUUAAGACAAAUGAUUGUUCUGAGGGAAGAUCUUAUUAACAUUGACAAAUAUCUGAAUGUUGGGUGUCAGGAGGUUGGGACAUCCCUUUUUUCUAUAGUAGCUAGCAACAGGACAAGGGGUGAUGGGAUGAAGCUGGAACACAAAAAGAUUUUUUUCCACUUAAACAUAAGAAAAAACUCUUUCAGUGUUUCAGUGAGGGAGCCCUGGCACAGGCUGCCCAGAGGGGGUGUGGAGGCUCCUUCCUUGGAGGGCUUCAAGACCCACCUGGACAUGUUCCUAUGUGACCUGAUCUAGGUGACCCUGCUUCUGCAGGGGGUUGGACUGGAUGAGCUCUAAAGGUCCUUUCCAACCCCUACCAUUCUAUGAUUCUGUGAUUCUGUAAUGCUCUUUGUUGGCUUAAGCCUGUUGGUUAUCAAAGGUAACCGUGUCUAAAAGACAAAACAUAUCAGAAAAGUUAGCAAAAGUCAAAGCAUCCUGCCUGGAAAAAUGUUUCUGCAGUGUAGAGCAGCCUAAGUGAGCAGAAAAUCUGACCUUUCCUACUUGAACGGGAUCGUUAUCCAGUUUCAUACAUGUUUCUCCACUUUCCCAAACAUUGGGAAGCUGGGUGUCUUUGCAUUCAAUUUUUGCAGGUUUGAAUGACUAGAGAAGAGAUAUAAUACAAGAGGUAGUGUACUGGGGUAAUAACCCUCUAAUAUUUACCCCUUUUAAAGGAUAUUUAAAAACACCCCUACAUGCAUCUUGCCUUACUUGUGGUUUUCACUUGAGUGGUGAUUGGAGACGUGUGUUUUCUGGUCUCUCUGCAUUUGAUAGCCUUUUCCUUGGUUAUUUUUCCCCCCCCAGUGCAAUCAGGGUAGGUGUUACCUUGCUGCUCACAAAAGAACGUGAGAAAGACAAAAUGAAACAAAUGCAAAAUGACAAGUGCAUCCAGAAAAGUUCACAAGCAGAUCUUUGCAUCUAAAGCUCUUGCUGUGGAUAUUUAAUUCCUUGAUUUCAAUUUGUCAGUGUCCUCUUAAGCCUCAGACACUGAUGUGAAUGGUAAAUGAGUCUGUUUAAAAUACUUUUGCUGAUCUUUCUGAGAUACAUAUUCAAUACUUUUUGAUAUUAAAGAACAUCUUCGCUGUACAAAAACGGAUGACCAGAAAAACAGCACCAUCUCCCUGCUCUUAUGAAGUAUAAAUUCACUUCAGGCACAUCCAAAUGUUCAAGGAACAACAGAGGCCUUUGUAAUUUUCUCUUGUUAAAAGUGCUGGCACCCGUUGAGCUGAUGGGACUAGAGGGCUGGAAGGAAACAGAGAGUGGAGAUGUAAGCGUUCUCCUUUCAAAUUCCUCUUCCACUUCUUUUGGCUCCUUAGCCAAACUUCAGCCAGCUCUGUCAGAUUUUAAGGAGAAUCUUGGUCGUAGUUAUGCUUAAAAACUUCUGAGUAGAAAAAGGCCUGUGCAACAAAAAUUCCUGUGAAGGAACUGAGGUGAUUGAAGGAUGUCUGCCAUAGACAAAUCAGACAGGAAUUUCACCAAGUACUGAAGUGCUCUUACAAAUAUCUCACUGGUGGGUGGCAGGAGGUUGGGGCAGCACUUUUUUUUUACUGUAUCCAGUGACAGGACAAGGGGUGAUGGGAAGAAGCUGGAACACAAAAAGUUCCACUGAAACACAAGGAGAAACUCUUUCAGUGCUGAGGUGAGGGAACCCUGGCCCAGGCUGCCCAGGGAGGGUGUGGAGGCUCCUGCUCUGGAGCUCUUCAAGACCCUCCUGGACACGUUCCUGUGUGACCUUAUCUAGGUGGGAGCUGCUCUGGCAGGGGAUUGGACUGGAUGAGCUCUAAAGGUCCCUUCCAACCCCCACCAUUCUGUGAUUCUGUGACCUCAAGCCUAUCUGACAUGUGUCCAUACCUUGCUGCCUAGUACGUGUCUUCCCCAAGGCUUCCAUGUCUAGACUUUACCCUGGGGCACAUGUGCAGCUAUAGAACUGCUUUGAGCAAUGUUUUAAUGUAUUCAGAAGAGCAGCUAUGAUGGAAACAGCAAUCCUUCCUUAACAGUAAUGUGGGGAAUAGGAAUGCUAUUUCUAGGAGAAAAAAAGAGAAAGUCUGCAGUGUUCAGUCAGUUGUAAGCACUGACGCGAAGGAGCUUGUUGCUUGGGGCCAUGGGCUGUUGGCAGUGCCUAAACCCUUGGACUGUUUUUGUUAAUUAACCAUCUUUCCAAUUACUUGCUCACUCCAUGCUGCAAAGUUUUGUUGACUGAGAACGAUCAGGACCUUGGCAUGUAUGAGCUGGGUGACAACUGACUCGGGGUAACAAUCCCUGCCAAGGUCUGUGUUUGGCAGUGUUGGGUAAGUAACAUCCAAGCCCACUGCUGAUUUUCUUUUGCAAAGGUUUGGUUGACUCCUUUCUCUAGUGUAGUUUAAUCUGUGGCAAAAGGUCUGGUUUUAGGUCAGCACGUUUAUUAUGAGCAGUUACUUCUGAAUUUUCCUGUCCACAUCUGCCAAGCAGGGACAGGAGACAAUGUCAGUCUUCAGCGAGGUGACUCUGAUGGCCUUGAAAGGUGCCAAGGUUCAGUGCUGCCCAGGAGGGACCUUAUUUCCACACCCCUAGCACAAUGAAAUCGCAGAAGGCUUUAUCCCAGUGAAGCCAGGACAUCGUGUCCCAAAGUCAAAUAAGAUUGGAGCCCAUUUGGUUGUCAGUACCCUCAAAUCGAGGAUGUCUUUUGCCUGGUAAAUGAAGUGGCAGCAGGAAACAUUUCCUGGCACCCAGAGGCCAUCGGCUGUGCUGUUACAUUUUCAGGCCUGUGUCCCCUGCUACCCCACAUCCCUCCAGGGCACCCUGGGCUGGGUUCAGGAGUCAGGAUCAGUUGGCCCAGUAACCAACAAAUGACUGAUUAAUUUCCUAGUGUAGAUGGAGCCUUUGUGAAAUCUGAACCCAAGGUGGCUGCUUUUUCUAAAGCACGAAACUUCCCAUUACAAAACUACAUAAGCCUUUGGAUAAUCUGCUUUCUGGCUGAUACAUAAACAAAAGCUUCCUUGGAGCUGAUCAAAAGCCAUCAAAAUGAUGGCUUUAUCCUAUUUUUGUUGUACCUGCUUUUCAACACAGUGAGUAUAGCAGCACUAUUUUGACCCAUUACCUUUUCCCCCCUUUACUUCUGCUGUGUAUGCUGUAUUGUGCUUUUAGGGAGAUGCCAGAUGAGGUGCACACAGAUAUUUCAUUCCUGUGUGAGUAGCAAUUCUUUAAACCAAGAUUUUAGACCGUUUGCACUGUGCCCACCUUCCCAAGAUGACAUUUAAAGACACCUUAGAGAGAAAAGGAGCUUCUGGAGGAAGCAGGAGAGGCUAUUUUCAGAGCCAUGGUCCCAGAUGCUCAUGCCACACAUGGGGAAAGUCCUGAGUGCAAAGGUCUUUCAGGGUGUCUGCAGUUCUGCAUAGGCAGGAUGAAAUCAUCUUGCAUCAUCACUGUAGGCUGAGAUGUUUUAUUUUGGAGGAGCAGUGGGAAAGCAAAUUGCCCUUCUACCAUGGAAGAUCUGGCUUCAAUGUUUCAGCUCUCUCUUCCUGCAUGCCAUAGCUUGUGGCAUGACACAGUGUGCUGUCCUGCAGCCUCAUCUCACGCAGCCCCGUUGGCUCAGCCUGCAGGGCAGAUGCUCUGCUCAUCCCCAGCAGGUUUUGUGACCUGGGAUUCUGCACUGGGGGAGAUGAUUUUCCCAGCAUCAGACAGAAGGUCAAGGUUUUGUUAUUAAUUUGAUGCCACUUUUCAAUUUCCUGUUCCUUGAUAGUGAGCUUGAAAUAAUGGGUCACACAGAAACAUUAUAACUGCCCUCACUAGCCUUGGCUUGGCUGGAUUUCAUUAUGGUUUGCACUGAUAGAAGUAACAGCAGAACUGGCCUACUGCUUUACAUUUUACAUCCAUAUAUAUGUGUACAAAAGCUGAGAAAAGUGAUACACUUACUUUGAAACAGAAGUAACGUUUUUCUUUUAACUUUAUUAAUCAUUAGGCUUCAGAUGGGCUCAUGUAUUGAAUUGUUCUGGUAACACACCUGAAGUCCAUGUUCUGCAGUAUUAGUUGUAACAUUGCAAUUUGAGUUAUAUAAGAAAAAAGAACCAAGUGUUUACAUUAAA